AUGUUACUUCCACUUAGCUUGCUACAGAGCCACAGCCACGCCACCCGCAACUGUACAUACGAAAGGCAGAAUGUGGAGGGUGUUGUGGACACGAACCUCCUGCGUGACGUUGGUGGUUGUGUGGUGAAUGGUGUGGCGUUUUGUGAAGCACCUAAUUCUGUGCAACUUCCUACCCUCUUUUUCCCUCGACUGUGUGCAAAGGGGAGUAAUAGAAUGAGGCGUAAGUUAAAGUUGCGGAUCAUCUCCACCUUCGAAUUUGGUUUCUGUCGCCCAUCUUUGCGCUAUCUUUCUUGUGUUUGGAACAUUAUUGCUGUAGUAUUUCCCCGCAGGUUGUAUGUCUUGAUGAUUCACCGAGAGUUAGCAGAUUCUAUUGCACAACUAGAAAGGGAUCUACGCAUAGCCGAUGUUAACGGAUCUGGUUUCGUGUCAAAUGCCGGUUUUGAGAAGGCACUGUUGCUUAACGGUGGUUCGAUAGGACAUAUUGAGGCUCUAAUAAAACAGUACGGGUCCGAGGAACACGGCGAAGUUCACUAUGCGCGAUUUCUCAAAAAUAUGAAAUGCCUUGCCAGUGGCUCUGCAGGGCCUUCGUCAAUUACUUGUGGUGGGGGUGAUAUGCCCAACUCUGUUGCUAGUCAGCAGUGUCAGGAAACAGGGCUGGCAUCGCCAUGUGCGGGGCAAGCGGUGCCUCCACUAAAGCGCUGCCCGACUCCGCAUCGAUGCCCAAUGGAUAUGGUUUGUUGUCGUGAGAGGAUUUGUGAUAGAUGCGAUGAAAAUAUCCUUACUAGUACCCCCAGUGGUCAAAAUGUUUGCAUAGAAACUCAUAAAGGUGCUGUGUGCACAUAUGAACUUUGCCCGAAUUGUGCGCAUCCCCUUCCAGUCGAGAUGCGCGAGAUAGUGGCGGAUAGAAAAUGCUGCGUUGCGAAGCCAACGAUUACGGACACGCCCAACACUUUCACGACGAGCACGUGGUCAUGUUCUGUUAUGGAAGGGAAAGGGGACAAAGCGAAACCGAUGUCAUUUUUUUCCACCACUACAGCUGGCUGCACAGAUGCUGUGGUUGUGGAACCGGUGCAAAACAAUAGAGCCUCACUAAAUCAGGGCGAACGUCAGAAGUCGUUGGUAGAAUACGGGAAGACAUCAUGUGCUGUGGGUGCGGUGGAGGUUGUGGUUUCUCCUGAUGCAUGGUCAGCUGGAUCGGACAGACUUAUCCCCCUCCGCGAAGUGUUUCUCGUUAUCAGUCACGAGUAUUGUGGUGAAGUUACACUUCAAAGUGUGUGGGAAGCAUUUAAGUGCCGCGGAAUCGACGUCCCAUUUGUAGAAUUAGAAAUACUCGCGGAUUCACUGGGCUUACGUGCUUCGCGUACUGAGGUUGAGUGUUGCACCUCAGGCACAUGCGUUAGCGGUGCUAGAACACUUGGUGUUGUAGAUUUCUGUCUUCUGGUUGCGCGGAUGCGCUCUACCCUGAUCGAGCGUAUUCGCCGGUCCUCCCUGUGGGGAUCGGUGAGAACAAAGCUGCUAUCGAAUCAAAUCCCUCGGAUAGGAGUGGCGAAUGCCAGCGUUGCGGCGCAAAAACAAAUAGGGAACGAUGACCGUGACCCCAAUACUGCUGGAAGGACAGACGGAAUGCAUAUGGAGCAGCCGGUGGCACUCGAUGCUUGUUCCUCUUCAUUACCUGCGCCAUCCCGUUCGUCGCCGGCGAGUGAGGCACCAGGGGACUGCAAGCAAGAUGGGUUUCCGCCCGCGUGCUUGUCGACAAUGGCGGUUGAAAGCAAAGCGACUUUUGAGAGGACCCUGGGUGGAUCCCAAAAGGCGAAAGACGGCUGUGGCACUUCAGUGGCUGUGGCAUCAUCGGUAGCAGAGGGUGUCGAACCGACGGCGUGUGCCAAUGGUGAAUCCAUCGCAACGCAAGGGUGCUGGCCGUCGUCUUCCAACUUGAAAUUUGCGCCACCGCGCCCCGAGAGCAACGGAUACGUCUACACGAAUGUUCAACAGAUGCACCUGCAGCCAACAGAAGGCCAUUUCAUGACACCUGUCAAACAAACAAGCGGCUCGUAUAGUUUAUAUUGUUGCCACAGCCGCUGUGGCUGCCCAAAUCUAGCCUGCCAUAAUCUUCCGCAAUCCGAAUUGGAUUUGGUGGCGGGGGGAAAUCAAUCCAAGGAGUGUACGGACAUUUUGGGGAAUCUGGUCGCCGGUGGCCGGGGGCUCUACAACCGGUGUGGGAGCCAGCCCACGGUAGGAAUUCGUAAGUACACGUCACCCGACGGCAAUGGGCAAUGCGAUGGCGCAGCUUUAGGAUGUUUGGCCAGCGAAGGCACCCCAUAUACGUCAUGUAGGUCGGUGCCAGAGGCAGCAUCAAUGCAGCUGUAUGUGCCAACAAACCCCUUAAGGCCUCCCUGUGAGUGUGACGACCAUGAAGGGCAGCAAGGCGCCGCUGGACCGAGGGGGGACCCCGAAGUAGCAGCCUCAGCAUGCGCUGCUGAAGAAGGUACCAGAAUAUCGAACCAUUCGGCUGUGUGCCCAACACCGGAUCAUUGUGUUCACCACACAGGCGGAGAAAAUGACGAGGUUGCAAGUGUGGCUGCUCCCCCAGCCGUUGUUCCUCCGGUGGUAGCCCCUACUGUUGAGACUAGGGUAGGGCCGUCCACCUCGUCACAACCUAACGGUAACCGGAAGGAGCAAAGAGAGCUUGUGUCCGCUACCUCCGGUACUCGGACUUGUCCAGUAUCUCGCGAUGAAGGUGUGGGGCAGAAGAGUGCGAAGGGGCCUAGGUCAGCAUCGGCGGACAAAAAAAUUUCACCCUAUUCGUACCUUUACAAGGCCUGCUCUGACUCGGGGACCAGGGGUAGGUCCUGUGCAGCAUGCGAUGCGCGGCAUGUUCCGGGUCCGUCGACGCAGUCAUCCGCUCCUAAGGGUCUUCGAGAGCGGAAAAGGGCGACGUCAAUUGGCCCGGUGCAACAACCCGUUACACAGCCAAAGUUGUUCAAGGAGGGAGACCAGCGGGUUGGCAAAGCGUCGCCCGAACCGAUAUCGAAAGAUGCCUUACCAAAGCUCCGGGGGAGGUAUCCUAACCUGCUUUCGCAUUGCAGCCGCUUAGACCCGACACAUAGCGGGUGCGUUUCGCGGGAGCAGCUCAGAGAGGCACUUCACCUGGCCGUUCCAAGCCUGGCAGCAGAGGAAGUCGAGGCGCUCGUACGUGCAAGUGCGGAAGGAGGAGAAUGCGAAGAGAGGUGCAACUAUGUUUCGCUCACCAACCGCCUUCUCGACAUGGAGCAAACUGCCCAACAAAAUGGGCAGGGCUGCAGUUCAGACAAGCGCUGUGACGGGAUGCAGGGAUCGAUCGAAUCGUCUGCAGGCGUUGGUGGCGGCACGGACAAAUUGACUACAGGAAAUGUCGCGAAUGGGGGCCGGUCAAGGAUACAUCGACUGCUACAGAACGAGUUAGUCAAUGCUUCUGGUGGGGACCGGCAGCAUCUUCUGAAUAUAUUCUUUGCCCAAGAUGAUACCCGCACGGGGUACUUGGAGGAAAGUGUCUUCCGCAAAUGCCUUGUACAGCUAUUUCAGAGAGGUCGGCGGGAGCUCUCCACAUGUUUACUGGAUCAAUACGUGCGACUCUGCCGUACCCCUUUUGAACGGAAAACCGUCAGAGUUCAAACUGCUCCAGCGUGUGGGAAGCAAGCGACUCACGAAAUAGUCUCGCCUCCGAGUUCUUCUGAAGAGAGGGCUGCUCGACAACGGGUGCGUAGCAUUCCCAAACCACUCUGGGCUGUUCUUUGUGAUUACCGAUAUAUGAUUGAAGAGUUGAAAGUAUAG
Molecule: messenger RNA, 3810 nt
Organism: Trypanosoma brucei brucei TREU927
Lineage: Eukaryota; Euglenozoa; Kinetoplastea; Trypanosomatida; Trypanosomatidae
Gene: Tb927.3.920
Exons: 1
Coding region: 1-3810 (1269 amino acids)
Molecular function (GO): calcium ion binding
Source: RefSeq, a predicted model, not a curated record